Molecule: messenger RNA, 408 nt
Organism: Punctularia strigosozonata HHB-11173 SS5
Lineage: Eukaryota; Fungi; Basidiomycota; Agaricomycetes; Corticiales; Punctulariaceae
Exons: 4
Coding region: 1-408 (135 amino acids)
Cellular component (GO): fungal-type cell wall
Molecular function (GO): structural constituent of cell wall
Source: RefSeq, a predicted model, not a curated record
AUGAAGUCUACUUUUGCUCUUUCGGUGCUCCUCGCCAUCGUGGCUUCGGCCUCGGCUACCGCAGUCAAUGCCAACGAGAAGCGCGGCGUACCCCACGCCCCUCGCAAGCUUUACGCUCCUACUCGCGCCGCUACGGCCAAGAGGCAGACCACCUCCGCCACACCCUCUGCGGAUACCUGCACCACCGGCCAGCUCCUGUGCUGUGACGAGCUCACAGCUGCUGACAGCCCCGAUGCGACCAAUGCGUUGGCUUCCAUCGAUGUAACAUUGACGUCCUCCGAGGAUGUUGGUCUAGGGUGCUCCACUCUUACCACUGACGGGACUUGCGACGGUACCCCUGCCUGCUGCGGAGGUACAAUCAAUGGUGCUGUGUCCAUCGGUUGCGAGGCCGUUACGCUUGCCCAGUGA